UGCUACCAAGGACUGGAGAUCACGGACUUGGCCAGAUAGUCCGAGGCGAUGAGGUCGACGCUGGUGGUCCAAGUCCGGUCAUGGAAGAAGAAGCAAAGCUCUUUGAUAUCCCAGCUGGUGAGAGACUGGCCUAUAACGACUACACCACCAUCGAUUGGCUCCAGGAUCUCGUAAAGGACUCCUCUCGAUUGCGUGCCAUACAGACGAAGAAAGGUGUCCGGCAUCGAGUGACCAUCUGGUUCGAUCAGGCUUCUGGCUGGAUUGCCGCAGCACUCAUAGGCGUAUUCACAGCCUGUGUAGCUUUCCUCGUGGACAUUGCUGAAGCGUCCGUGAGCGACUGGAAGAUCGGAUACUGUGCGACGAAUAUCCUAGCCACACGAGAGGCAUGUUGUCAGAAAGGGUUCCCGAGUCUCAGUGGGAGCGCCAACACUCUCGGCGAGACCGCAUCGGACUGUAUACAUUUCAAACCUUGGUCGAACAGCUUCGCAUCGUCCUACGCUAUCUAUCUUGCCUUCGCCCUCGUCUUUGGCAUCAUCAGCGCGAGCGUGACACUCCUCACCAAGACAUCUCUCCCUGCCACAGCACCAACAGCCAAAGACAGACUGUCCUCACACGCACCAUUAGCUGGCAAAAUGAUGUACAUGGCUGCGGGCUCUGGCAUCCCCGAGAUCAAAACCAUACUCUCCGGCUUUGUGAUACCAAACUUCCUCUCCUUCCGAGUAUUGGUCGUCAAAGCUAUUGGAGCCGUCUUUGCCGUUGCGACAGGCAUGUGUCUGGGUAAAGAAGGUCCAUUUGUGCACAUCUCCACUUGUGUCGGAUGGUUGGUCGCCAGCCACUUUCACAAGUAUCGGGACAAUGGUCGGAAGAUGAGAGAGAUGCUUUCGGCAGCUUGUGCGGCGGGACUGAGUGUUGCCUUCGGAGCACCGAUUGGCGGUGUAUUGUUCUCGUAUGAGGAGAUCUCGACGUACUUCCCUCGGAAAGUGCUGUGGAGGGCAUUUCUGUGCUCGCUUUGUGCUGCGGUAACACUGAAGGCACUGAACCCAAAUGGUACCGGCAAACUGGUUCUUUUCGAGACCAACUACGGGACAAUGUACAGUCCUGUUCACUAUCUGGUCUUUGUAAUCCUCGGCAUUGCAGGCGGAGUUUUUGGCGGACUCUUUUGCCGUCUCAACUUCAUCUGGUCGAAAUGGUUCCGGGGCUUCGGCAUUAUCAAGAAACAUCCUGUCCUGGAAGUCUUCCUCGUCGUCCUCGUGACAGUCCUCCUUCAAUACCCGAAUCCUAUUGCCCGCGAACCUGGCGACAUUAUCAUCAAGAACCUCCUCGUGGACUGCAGUUCGGAUGCGUCCGCCACCACUUGGAUUUGCGAGCAGGAAACCUCCACCAGCUCUCGGUCCUCAUACUACGCAUGGCUCAUCCACGGCACCUUGACUAAACUCGUACUGACGAUUGUGACCUUCGGCAUAAAGGUACCAUCCGGCGUGAUCAUACCCGCCCUGGACGCAGGCGCCUUCUUUGGUCGCCUAAUAGGUCAGCUCAUCCCAUCGAUUUCGCCCGGCAUCUUCGCUAUGGUCGGUUCUGCCGCCUUCCUCGCUGGCGUCUCAAGGAUGACAAUCAGUCUGUGCGUCAUCAUGUUCGAGCUAACGGGAGAGCUGGAGUAUGUGGUGCCUCACAUGACUGCUAUUUUAGUGGCGAAAUGGGUUGCGGAUGCGAUUGGGAAAGACAGUGUCUAUGAUCUGGCACAGUCGAUCUUGGGACAUCCAUUCUUGGAUGUCGAAUGUGCCAUGGCAAAGGUGCAGAGAUUGCAGGCAACAGUGGAGGAGCUGAUUCCGCCCAGACAGACGAUGGAGGAAAUUACGGUUGUGGUGCCGGAAUCGAAGGAGGUUCCACGAUCGAUGUUGGCGAGGAAGCUGAACCAGCUGAAGGCGAGAGGCUUGAUGGAUGCAGGCCUUGUUCUCGUCGAUGGCGAGCAUCGACUCCUUGGCUAUGUCACGCAGAAUGAGCUAGCCUUCUGUCUCGAUCAGAUGCCAGCAUCAUUCGAAAGCGAAGCACUGGUACGUCUCUUCGGCCAGAGUCAUACUGGCGACCACGGCCUGAGCAUCGCAAAGACCGUCGAGCGUACGCCGUUGACGAUAUCCGCAGCGGCGCCACUCGAGUAUGCUGUCGAGAUGUUCGCAAAGCUCGGGCUGCGACAUCUCGUGAUGUUGGAAGAGGGCUCCGGACGACUCGUGGGAGUCAUCAUCAAGAAGAGACUUGUGGCAUACUUGGACCAGCUCAAGCAUUCUUGA
Zymoseptoria tritici IPO323 is the source of this 2285-nucleotide messenger RNA. RefSeq lists its product as uncharacterized. The coding region runs from base 81 to 2285 and encodes 734 amino acids. Gene Ontology annotation, biological process: chloride transport; transmembrane transport. Gene Ontology annotation, cellular component: membrane; early endosome; Golgi apparatus. NCBI's taxonomy places the organism in Eukaryota, Fungi, Ascomycota, Dothideomycetes, Mycosphaerellales, Mycosphaerellaceae. The record is from RefSeq and is a predicted model, not a curated record. The transcript has a single exon. Gene Ontology annotation, molecular function: voltage-gated chloride channel activity.